This is a messenger RNA of Alnus glutinosa, 1294 nucleotides long. Its product is annotated as syntaxin-71-like. Gene Ontology annotation, biological process: vesicle fusion; intracellular protein transport. Lineage: Eukaryota; Viridiplantae; Streptophyta; Magnoliopsida; Fagales; Betulaceae. The transcript has 9 exons. Gene Ontology annotation, molecular function: SNARE binding; SNAP receptor activity. The record is from RefSeq and is a predicted model, not a curated record. Gene Ontology annotation, cellular component: SNARE complex; endomembrane system. The coding region runs from base 155 to 958 and encodes 267 amino acids.
UUCACAGCAAUCAAACGGUCAACACGAUGUGUCAUCGUACACCUGGGAACCAACAUAACUCGUACUCCCUCUCAGUUUCUCGCUGUCUCCGUCCUCGGAACUCAGUAACCCCACAAAAACUCAAAGACAGUUAACAGAGAGUCAGAGUGAGGGAAUGGGUGUGAUCGAUUUAAUUACGAGGGUCGACGCGAUUUGCAAGAAGUACGACAAGUACGAUGUUGAUAAGCACAAGGACUCCAGUGUUCCUGGGGACGACACUUUUGCUCGUUUAUACGGCGUCGUUGAAGCCGACACCGAUGCAGCCCUCCAGAAAUCAGAGGCGGCUGCCACCGAGAAGAACAGGGCUACGGCGGUUGCUAUGAAUGCCGAGAUUCGACGAACCAAAGCUCGUUUGCUUGAGGAGCUCCCUAAAUUGCAGAGACUUGCUCUUAAAAAGGUCAAAGGACUUUCAAAAGAAGCGCUCGAGGCUCGAAAUGAUUUAGUUCUUUCGCUGAAAGAGAGGAUUGAAGCUGUACCUGAUGGAUCUGAGACUAGUGGAGCAAAACAAACUGGUGGUUGGACAGCUUCUGCCUCAUAUACUGGGAUCAAAAUUGACUCAACUUCAGGCGGAAGAUUUGAUUCUGAGUACUUUCAACAAACUGAAGAAUCAGAUAAGUUUAGGGAGGAGUAUGAAAUAAGGAGAGUGAAACAGGAUCAAGGUUUGGAUGUUAUAGCUGAAGGAUUGGAUACAUUGAAAAACAUGGCACAUGACAUGAAUGAGGAAAUGGACAGACAAGCGCCAUUGAUGGAUGAAAUAGACGAUAAGGUUGAUAGAGCAAACACUGACCUUAGAGGUACAAAUGUGAGACUCAAGGAAACUGUAACCAAGCUGAGGUCCAGCCGCAACUUUUGCUUUGACAUCAUCCUCUUGUGUAUAAUUUUGGGAAUUGCUGCCUAUUUAUACAAUGUGUUGAAGUGAUAUUGGUGCUCUGCCUACCACCACCACCCUUCUCUCCUUGCUGACAAAUGGACUUGAGGAUUUUUUGUGUUACACACAUUUUUCUUCUUGUGGAUGUUAUCUCUGUUUUCUUUUUUGUUAGCAUACGCCCAAUUCAUUCUCUCUAUCAUUGAAAAGUUUUUCAAGAUCGCUUCGAUUGGGCAUUGUUGGCCGAGGUUCGAAUCUCUAGGCUUACUUGAUACUUGCGCAAGAGACCGUUCAAGUAUCUAGGGUUUACCUGUGCGUUAGCACGGUAUAACAUCGAAUUGGUUGAUCUUGUAUAUAUAUAUAUAUGGUUUAACUUUAACCUUUUGAAAA